Hyla sarda is the source of this 2003-nucleotide messenger RNA. RefSeq names its product N-6 adenine-specific DNA methyltransferase 1 (gene HEMK2). The transcript has 7 exons. The coding region runs from base 571 to 1284 and encodes 237 amino acids. Gene Ontology annotation, biological process: methylation. The record is from RefSeq and is a predicted model, not a curated record. Gene Ontology annotation, molecular function: nucleic acid binding; S-adenosylmethionine-dependent methyltransferase activity; protein methyltransferase activity. NCBI's taxonomy places the organism in Eukaryota, Metazoa, Chordata, Amphibia, Anura, Hylidae. Gene Ontology annotation, cellular component: eRF1 methyltransferase complex.
ACACUGGUUGGGAAACACUGAACUAGACAGCCACAUGGAGACCCCACACAGAGAACUCAACCACUUACAAUCCAUAGCGGUAAUGUACUGUGUGCGCCAUCAGCACCAGUGUGAACAGUCCCCAAGUCUUAAGAUUUGUCGGACCCUGUAGUUCACUUCCAGGGGCACAUCAGCCCAAGAAAGGCGACAAGGUCCUGUCACUAUGUGCACAGCAGACAAGACCACCGAGGAGGCAGCACAAUGGUCUUUGGGUUUUGUGUGCAGUGUAAGUUAUUUUCUUUGGAUAAGACAGCAUUCACACGUAUGUUGCGUUUCACAUGCGUUUGUUGCGUUUUCAAUAUUCAUAUUGACGGCUGAUCUCAUUGGGAGACACGGGAUGUCAUAGGAAGCUAUAUCAGUGUGAACACAGCCAUUAGAUGCGACAGCGUUACCGCACGUGGUAAUCCCAGAACGAUCACAUCGCACGAGGCUGCGGUUUGUCACUACCGUGCGCUCACAAUUCACACUGAUCACCAGCCCCCCACCACUACAGCCGCAUGGCUGAGCUGCAGCCGCCAUCAUGUAGGCCGCAUGGAUGAAAAAAACUGCUUAAAAACGCAACAAGGCCGCGGCCGUCACAUGCGGCUCUUCCUCUGCUGCAGCAUGCUCCCCACCCCGCUGUACUCCCAUGUUUGCCAAGGAGCCUUUACUGAAGUCUAUGACCCGGCUGAGGACACUUUCCUUCUGAUUGAUGCCUUGGAGAAGGAGGCGGAGGAGCUGAAAUCUGGAGUUGAGAUAUGCCUAGAAAUUGGCUGUGGAUCCGGGGUGGUAACGGCAUUUGUGGCGUCGCUUAUUGGACCUAAAGCUUGGUACCUAUGUACAGAUAUCAAUCCUAUCGCAGCUUUAUGCACAAUGGAGACCGCACGGGUCAACUCGGUGCACGUGGACGUGAUUGUUACUGACUUGGUCGAAGGAUUACUUCCACGAUUACAAGGACAAGUUGACCUUAUUCUCUUUAACCCUCCUUAUGUGGUGACCCCUUCAGAAGAGGUAGGAAGUAAUGGAAUCGAGGCAGCCUGGGCUGGAGGUAAAAAUGGUCGUGAAGUUAUAGACAGAUUCCUUCCUGUGGUUCCCAAACUCCUGUCUAUGAAAGGCUUGUUAUACUUACUUGUCCUGAAAGAGAACGACCCAGAUGACAUCCUGGCAAAAAUGAAUAUAUACGGAUUACGGGGAUCCAAGGUGCUUUCUAGACAAGCGGGAAGAGAACAUCUUAUGGUUUUAAAAUUCUGGAGACCUACAGACUGACACGGAAUGUAGUGACUUCCGAGUAUCCUCUAAGAGGAAUGUAUUUAAUUGGCUGCUUGAUUUUACCUGAACUUUUAGGUAACUUCAGGAUAAGCCGUCCUUGUCUGUACAUGAGGAUCAGCACUAUUUCUGUCCAUUAUAGAACAUGUAUGGUAUUUUUCAUCCGUUUUCUCCUAUGCAGGUUUCAUCUCUAGUUUUUAGCUAGUGGGUGUAGACUAGAUGGGAUGAUGUCUCCCAUACACUGCUUACACAUAGAAGAGAUUGUGCUUUCAUGUAUAUCCCUGUAGCACACGCUGAAAAGCAACAGUCAUAUGGAGGACUUUAUAGAGAAAUUCUGAGCAGUGAAAGCUGUGAUUCAAGGGGAGAGCUUGCUUUAGCCUGUCCUUGUGUGUCUCUCCCCUUCUCUCCUCUCCAUAGACUUCCACAGGCAGCUGUUACCUGAUACUUUAGUGAGCUCAUUAAUUGUAAGACAUGUUUUUUAGUGAAUAAUGGGGUCAUGGAAAGUAGCCUGAGAAGUGGAGAAAGAGGCAUUUUGCAUAUAUACCGUAUUUUUCGCCGUAUAAGACGCACUUUUUCUUAAAAAGUCGGUGCGUCUUAUACGGCGAAUACACCCCUAUCGCGGCGGUCCCUGCGGCCAUCAACGGCCGGGACCCGCGACUAAUACAGGACAUCACUGAUCGUGGUGAUGCCCUGUAUUAACCCUUCAGACGCGGCGAUCA